GUUUUGCGUAUCAUCCAAUUCUCUGUUCACACCUGACAUUUUCUUUCUAAGGCAUCCAUUGCCUCCCCCUGCAGUAUAGCACAUUCUUCCACACUUCGCUCCAUUAAAAUAAAAUUUCUCGUUGUUGUGGGUUUGAAAACGAUGAAAAAGAUUCCUUUCUGGUUCAGGGAAAAUUCCAUAUAAAAAAAACUUUUUCUUUUGUUGGUUUGCCCGUUUUGUGUUGGAAAGGUAAAAAAGGGCAACGUGGAAUACUUUUGUGUUUGUUUAUUUGUUGCGGAAGGUGUUGGUUUUUGAGCUUUUAGGUUUUUCAUCUGAUCAAGCUUCUCAUUGGGUUCGUUAGCUGCUGUAUAAUCCUCUCUAUGAAGUUGAAUUAUCUGUGUUCAUGAGACAGUAGUUUAUUUCAAAAUGGGUUGGCUGAGCAAAUUUUUUAAGGGAUCUAAUCACAAGGUUUCAGAAGGACAACAUGUUUUGAGCUAUGGUGGACACAAGGAGGAAAAUCAUCCAUCUACUUCAUGGGACCCAUUGUCGGAGAUUGAAGAUAUAGACCGUGCUAUCGCAUUGUCGCUUUCAGUAGAUGACCAAAAUGGUAAAAGUGUACCGGAUAAAGAAAAACAGUUAAAUGAAGAUGAACAGCUUGCCAGAGCUCUUCAGGAGAGCUUGAAUCUCGAGUCCUCAUCACUAUGGAAAGGAAAUAUAGAUAAUCAUGGACGUGGGGGUCGUUAUGGAAAUGGAAACUAUUAUCAACCUAUCCCUUUCUCCAAUGCAGGAAGUUUCAGGAUAUGUGGUGGGUGCAACAAUGAGAUUGGCCAUGGGCGAUUCUUGAAUUGUAUGAGUGCUUUAUGGCAUCCAGAGUGUUUCAGGUGCCAUGCAUGCAACCGAGCAAUAUCUGAUUAUGAGUUCUCUAUGUCCGGGAACCGUCCAUAUCACAAGACUUGUUAUAAGGAGUAUUUUCAUCCAAAGUGUGAUGUAUGCAAACACUUUAUCCCAACAAAUGCAGCAGGUCUUAUUGAAUAUCGUGCACACCCUUUUUGGUCCCAGAAGUACUGCCCAUUUCAUGAGCGCGAUGGAACACCACGCUGUUGUAGCUGUGAGCGGAUGGAGCCACAUGAAACAAAUUAUGUUGCCUUAGGUGAUGGUAGGAAACUCUGUUUGGAGUGUUUGGAAUCUUCCAUUAUGGACACCAAUCAGUGUAACCCCAUUUACCUUGAUAUACAAGAAUUCUAUGAAGGGCUAAAUAUGAAAGUGCAUCAGAAAGUCCCAUUGCUAUUGGUUGAGAGACAAGCCUUAAAUGAAGCUAUGGAUGGAGGGAAACAUGGGCAUCAUCACAUGCCUGAGACAAGAGGACUCUGCCUUUCCGAAGAAAGAACAAUCAGCACUAUACUGCGUGGGCCCAAGAUAGGGGCUGGAACUCGUACCAUAGAGAUGAGAAGAGAACCAUUUAAAUUAACACGGCACUGUGAAGUGACGGCAAUACUAAUCUUGUAUGGUCUUCCUAGGUUAUUGACAGGAUCCAUCUUAGCGCAUGAGAUGAUGCACGCGUGGCUUAGACUUAAAGGUUUUUGGAAGACCCAAUUGCAGCUUGCUGUAACAUUGGGGACAGCUACUUCGUGCCUUUGAACACUUCUUCCUUCAACGUCCUGCUCUCUUGAUGAGUCAUCUCUUUGUAGAAUCACCUCCUGCCCUUGUACUUUCCAUUUGAAGGUUAUCAAACUCUUAGCCAAGAUGUGGAAGAAGGCAUAUGUCAGGUUUUGGCUCACAUGUGGCUGGAAUCACAAAUUUUGUCACUUUCAAAAGUCAAUGGUGCAUCAUCAUCUUCAGCACGCUCAUCCCUGACUGGACCACAAUUUGAGUUGAAACUUGGUGAGUUCUUUAAACACCAGAUAGAGUCAGACACAUCUCUGGUAUAUGGAAAUGGUUAUAGAAGUGGUAACCAGGCAGUACUUAAGUAUGGUUUGGAGAGGACAUUGGAACAUAUUCGAAUGACAGGCACCUUUCCUUGUUAAAAUUAUAAUUUAUACUACGUAUAUCAAUUUUUUUUUUUUACUUUGGUUCUUCAUAAAUCAUUGUUACUUUCCUUUUGCCUGUGACUGGUUCAUAUUGGCUUCCUGGACUCACUAGUUCAUAUUGGCUUGCCUUCCUGGAGGACCUGGACUCACUGAUCCACCAUGCAGCUACUCUAGGAUUUAGAAAUUCUUAUACCUUUGUGCUGUUCCAAAAGGAAAGAUUGAUUUGUCACAAACGAUCUGAUAAUAGGAAAUACAAAAAAAAAAAAACAAAUUGGGGUUUUAACAUAUAGAUAAUUCAUGGUGUUUUGUUGUUCAACAAAUCUCCAGUCCUGAUUUCUUUAGCACAACUGCAGCAGCCCAACUGCGGGGAGAUGGAGGUUUACAAGGUUGAAGUGUUGAACUAAAUGAUUGGGUUGAGCAUAUCGUUAAAGGAAAAUUAAUCAAAAGGGUGAAUUGAUCUAUGCACAACCUUUAAUUUGUUAAAAAAGUUGCAACUUAAUUGAUGAAAUAUCAUAGCUUGCUAUUAAAAUGAUACGAAGUAUGUCAUAUGAGAUCGUAUUAUAGUGACCAUAAAUACUCGUAGAUAAUAAAUUCAGUUAAAUAUGUGAGUAUGUGACAUUGUGACCAUAAUAUCACUUAAAAUUAUCACGUU
Messenger RNA from Cuscuta epithymum, 2658 nucleotides. The record is from the annotation of a GenBank genome assembly. Lineage: Eukaryota; Viridiplantae; Streptophyta; Magnoliopsida; Solanales; Convolvulaceae.